Phlebotomus papatasi is the source of this 2380-nucleotide messenger RNA. RefSeq lists its product as uncharacterized. The transcript has 4 exons. The coding region runs from base 728 to 2347 and encodes 539 amino acids. The record is from RefSeq and is a predicted model, not a curated record. NCBI's taxonomy places the organism in Eukaryota, Metazoa, Arthropoda, Insecta, Diptera, Psychodidae.
GUGUGUAUGGCUAGUAAUAUUUGUGAAGUGGAAGUAGAGAAAGAGCAUAGGGAAUCAGUGAGAAAACCAUAACGCUUUGUAUAUAGAGUAAAAGUAAACGAUAGAGGACUGGGUAUCAUGCCAUGGGUAGCAUGGGGGGAGGGUUGUAAGAAGUUUUUCACAUACGAACUUCAACACUCACACAUUACCAAUCUCAAAUACAUAUGAUUGUGAGUCACAUCGCGGCCAGAGGAAAAUGGGAAUGGUGAAUUAAAACAGAGCCUGUGCAGAGACUAAAAUUUGUGUGUGGUUGGGAUAUUUCCUACGGAGCUGCUGCUGUCUAUUUGAAUUUGGAGGCUAUCAAAUACGGUUCUCUCGGUGAACUUUUGGCUUUUCGCAGCAGUUUAGUGGGUGAACAAAUUUACCUAAAAAUUGCAUGAAUUGGAUACACAGUGGUCUUAUAGUGUAUUUUUCUUCAGUGAAUUGAGAAAUAUAUUGGUCGUGAGAGUGCAAGUAUCCCAAGAAGUGUAUGAGACAAUUGAGGAAUUUUCAAUUGUUGAUGUGUCUUGUCGGUGCAGCAUCUAUGCUGUCGAUAUCAUCAAAUGAUAUCACCUUCUGCAAAGAAGAUAAUUAGAGAAUAUUAAUGGAAUUUAUCACAAAUAUAUGUUGGAGGAAAUAAUCGUGGUAGAAUCUGAAGAGCUGGGAUUGAGUUCCUUCAGAAACAGCAGCAGCAGCAACAGCAACUCAAAUGUCCAUGCCGUCAACAUCGUCUGUAGCAGGAGGUCCGCCAGAUACCAACCGACAGCUUUUUAGCGUAAAGCAAGAGAGACACGACGAAGCGGAGAUUUUAGAAUUGGCUGCCAAAAUGAUGGAGAGUCACAAGGCACAAAUGACAAAAGCGGUCCAACAGCAAGCAAUGCAACAGCAAAUGCGUUCUGUCAAUGUGAUCAAUAGCACAGGUCAGACGAAUAUAUUGAAUUAUUUCCCAAGAAAAACCUCACAGCAAGGAUCAUCAUUACAAGCAGCCGGAACAAGUUCAUCAAUUGUUCCAACUAGUACAUCGGCGACAUCGUCAACGGCAACUGCAUCGAAUGGUGCUUCAAUUGCAAAUGGGAAACAGCCAAAUGGUGAUACAGCAUCGUCUGCAAGUCCUGAUGGAAGUGGUGAGAAGAAGGCAUGUGAUGAGGAGAGUCAGAAAGGUCACUUUGGAUGGCAUACUUUUAACAAAUCCAUCUAUAUACCAUAUAUCCUGAGAUCUGGAGAAAAGUACUGCGCUGUGCGUAUCGUGGAGAGCAAACUUCUCAACAAGUACUUGAACUAUCUGCACCAUGAUAUAUACAGCUGCACAUGCGUUCGCAGUUAUUACAUUACUGAGGCUGAGGGUCGACUUCUAAAUGAGAUCAAUCAUAAGCAUAGCGAAUCCCACUAUGGACGGGAAAUGUUCACCGUAAAAGAUUUGGUAGUUCGACUGUCAGAUGUAAGCAAAUUUUGGACAUUCCUUGAUGUCUGCUACAAAAAGCUUCUUAUGGGAAAUAAUGUGCAAGGACAGUCAGAGAAAUGUGGAUUUAUCAGGAUUAACAAAGAAUCCGUAGUUCCUUAUACCGUUCGUGAUGGACAAAAGUUUGUUCCAUUGUUUUAUUUUGAAGGUGAGACGGAAAAUCUUAAGUUGAAAGCUGACAAUUUGUCGGGCUGGGAUCUCUCCUAUUUGAAAUUUUGCUGUAAAGUUCAAGGCAUUCGUAAUGAAUUAUUUGCCAGUGACAAAGUCGCUGUGAUCAGUUUAACUGACAUCAAAAGUUACUUUCCCCCCGGCACACAGUUUGAGGAUUAUUGGCCAAAUAAGGUGGUGGACACACAAUUAUUGGUGCAAAAGUCUAAUACCAAUAGUUCAGUACAUUGGACCAGACAACCUACAGCGCCUCCACCAAAACCGUCCGUCAGUACUCAGCCGAAGUCUGUUCCAGCAAGAAAACAAGCAACAUCUGUGUCCUAUGGAAAUACCGCCAUGUCACCGGUCAACAUGCAACAAAGACUGGCUGGCCAAAUGGGAAGCACUAAUACUCCAGUUGUAUCUAAUGUCUGGUCAAAUUUGACGAGUGUCCCAGGUCUAAAUCUCACACCUGGACAACAGGAACAUGUUCUAAGGAUGGCGCAAGCAGCUCAACAAGCACAAACGCAAAGGGGAUAUCCAACUACAAGAUCUCAGGUUCAAAAUAUUAUGCAGCGGCAACCCUACAAUGUGAACUUUCCACCAGCAGCAGCUGCAGCAGCAGCCAUGUCAGCAAUGAGUGGACUUUCAUCCAGCUCAAAUCAGGUGCCCCCACCUCUGAUUAGAGGUGCGCAGCAAGCACCAACUAGUCAUCAUAUGUAAGUAGCAUCUUCAGUCAUAAUUUUAAUAGUUUUU